AUGGCAACAAGUUGUAAUAUUAGAGUAAUGUGUAGGUUUAGACCACUAAAUGAAAGGGAGAAAGCAUUAAAAGAGAAUCAAACCUGUGUUACAUUUCCUGAUGAAACACAAGUUAUAGUUUCAGGUCAACCAUUUACAUUUGAUAGAGUAUUUACACCAGAAUCAACACAAAAAGAAGUUUUUGAAUCUGUUAAAGAUACAAUUCAUGAUGUAUUACUUGGUUAUAAUGGUACACUUUUAGCAUAUGGUCAAACAGGUUCUGGUAAAACAUUUACAAUGGGAUCAGCAGCAGCAGAAUCUGAUUUUGAAAAUGUUGAGCAGUUAGGUAUUAUACCAAGGGGUAAUCAUUUAAUUUUUAAUACAAUUGCAGAAGAAAGUGAUGGAAAUGCAGAAUUUACAAUUAAAUGUUCAUAUUUAGAAAUUUAUAUGGAAAAUAUUCAAGAUUUAUUAAAUCCAAAAAAUAAUAAACAAUUGAAAAUACGUGAAUCAAAAUCACAAGGUAUAUAUGUUGAAGGAUUGACAGAGGAGUAUGUAGCAAGUGAAGAGGAUAUUAUGGAAUUGAUUCAAGUUGGUGAAUCGUCACGUUCAGUUGCAAAAACCAAUAUGAAUCAAAGAUCAUCACGUUCACAUAGUAUAUUGAUUAUAGCGAUUGAACAAAAGAGUUCAGAUGGUAGUAAGAAAAGGGGUAAAUUAAAUUUAGUGGAUUUGGCAGGCUCUGAAAAAGUUAGUAAAACUGGUGCAGAGGGUAUAGUUUUAGAACAAGCUAAAAAGAUAAACCAAUCUCUAUCAUUAUUGGGAAAUUGUAUUCAUGCAUUGACAGAUUCAAAACGUGAGCAUAUACCAUUUCGUGAUUCAAAACUCACAAGAUUAUUACAAGAUUCAUUGGGUGGUAAUACUAAAACAACAUUAUUAGUAACUGCUUCACCACAUUUUAACAAUGUUGAUGAAACUAUUUCAACACUUAAAUUUGGUGCUCGUGCAAAGUCAAUCAAAAAUAAUGUUAAAGUGAAUCAAGAGAAAAGUGCUGCCGAAUUACAAAUCAUUGUGAAUGCUCUAACAAAAGAAUUAUCAAUUUUAAAAGUUUAUUCAAUAUCUUUAGAAAAUUUAGUAAAUUAUUUUAAAUCUUCAUCAUAUCAACCUGGUAAUCCAAUACCAAAAGAAUUGGAACCAAAUAAACAAAAUUUAUUAUUAUUACAACAACAAUCAAAUAGUAGUAGUGGUGGUGGUGGUAGUGGUAGUAGUGGAGGAAGUAGUAAUGGUAGUUUAAUGAUGAAACCUAGAUCAACAACACCAACACCACCAUCAAUUAAUAGACCACAUUCAUCAGCAUCAACACAUAGACAUUCAAUUGCAAUUACUGGCACACAUAGUAAAGAGGGUAGUGGUGGUGGAUUAACAUCAUCAAUUUCAUCAUCAUCAAUUUCAUCAAUGUCAUCAUUAUCAUCAUCAAUUGAUAAUGAUUAUAAUGGUUCAUCAUUGGAUGAUAGUAAUGGUAGUAAUGGAUUAUUUAAUCCAUUGGCAAUUGUUGAAAUGUCAAUUGAAAUGGAGAAAAUGAAAGAGGAUACUCAAUUAUUGAUUGAAAAGUUUAAAGAUGAAAUAUCAGAGAUUACAAUUCAAUAUCAAUCAACUCAAGAGGAAUUAAAUCAAUGUCGUCAACAAUUGGAUCAAAUUAAAGAACAGCUUGAACAACAACGUUCACAAUUCAUUAAAGAACAAUCUCUAUUAAAAGAGAGUGAACGUAAUGCAACACUUGAUUCAACUUCAAAAGAUUUGAAAAUUCAAUCCCUAAUUAGCAAAAUUGAGGAUUUACGUCUAUUGGCCUCACAAGUUAUACAAUAUUUAGAGAGAAAAAGAUUAUCAGAUGAUUUUGAUAUUGGUAUUUUUAUGGGUUCUCAAGAUGGUGCAAAUGGUGAUUCUGCCAAUAUGUUCUCUUUAAUUUCAAACUCUAUCGAUCAAGGUACCUAUGAAGAUGAUGUAAACAUUGAGGAUAUUAUACGUUAUCUAUCAGAGGAAGAGGUUUUAACAAUGCAAGUUAAAUUACAAUUACAAAAUAAAGUUCAUCAAUUGGAACAAAAAAUUCAACAAUUGGUGUCUGAUUUAAAUACAACUGAAAUUAAUUAUAAUCAAUCAAUAUUACAAUGUCAAAAAUUUGAAUCUGAAAAUUCAUUAAUUAAACGUAAAUUUAAAUCAAUGUUUUCAUCUUCAAAUAAUAAUAAUAAUAAUAAUAACAGUCCACCAUCUUCACCUUCUUCAAAACUAUUAAUUCAAUCAUCAAAUAAUAAUAAUAAUUUUGAUUCAAAUUUAAAUUCAUCAUCAUUAUCAUCAUCAUUACCAUCAUCAAAUGGUAUUGAACAAGAUCAACAAGUUGAUCAUCAAGUUGAUCAUCAAGUUGAAAAUGAUCAUUUGGUUAAUGAUGAAGAUAAUAAAUUAUUGGAUGAAAAUUCAAAACUUAAAGAAAAUGAAUUAAAAUUAUUAUUAGAAAUAAAGAAUCUUAAAUUACAAUCUGAAAAGAGUAAUGAUGAAACUUUGAAAUGGAAAGAUGAAUUAUCAAUUAAAUCUGCACUUUAUCAAAAUCAAAUUUUAAAUCUUCAAAAUGAAAAUCAAUCAUUAUCAAAUAAAUUAAAUGUAGAGAAACAACAAAAACAAUCUUCACAAUCACAACAAAUUGAAUUUGCCACAAAAUUAAAUGAUUUAAUUAAAUCAUCAGAAGAUGAUAAAGAAUUGUAUAGAAAUGAAAAGAAUCAAAUGGAACUUGAAAUUGCAAGUUUGAAAGCAUCUUUAGAUGAAAUGGAUUUAAAGAAUAAAGAACUUCAAGAUCAAUUAAUUUCAACUCAAAGAUUAAUUGGUGCUAGAAGAGUUGUUAAAAUCGUAAGAGGUGGUGCUGAUUCUAUGAAAACUGCUUUGGCCACAAAGGAAGUUUUUGGUCAAUUCACUUUAAGAAAAACUGAAAAUAGUAAAACACUUUUUCAAUAA
Dictyostelium discoideum AX4 is the source of this 2973-nucleotide messenger RNA. RefSeq lists its product as hypothetical. The coding region runs from base 1 to 2973 and encodes 990 amino acids. Gene Ontology annotation, biological process: microtubule-based movement. The record is from RefSeq and is a predicted model, not a curated record. Lineage: Eukaryota; Evosea; Eumycetozoa; Dictyosteliales; Dictyosteliaceae. Gene Ontology annotation, molecular function: microtubule motor activity; microtubule binding; ATP binding. Gene Ontology annotation, cellular component: cytoskeleton. The transcript is spliced from 4 exons.